CAACUACUUCCCCUAAUAACCGACAAACCGUUUCCUCCUCUCCUUAAUCCUCACACGAGUCACAAAAAAGCAGACAGAGAGAAGAAGAAGAGGAAGAUAAACAACCAUACCGGAAUUCCGUCACCGUCGAAAGAUUUCGGUAUUUCAAAUGGUUCAGUUGUUCUUAAGAGAAGAAGCUAAGAGGAAAGAAGACGUGCGUGAGGAAGAUAGUGAAAGUGCAAAGCGAAUGAUAUGGCUUUUGAAGGAACUAGAAUCAGUUAUUUGGUCACUGAUUACUCGAUCAGAAGCACGUUUAUGGCUUUACAACACUAUAUCAUGCAUCACCUCCCUUACUCCUUACCAAAAAAGAGAGCUUUUUGUGAGCUUAUUGAGGACGACGAGCAAGAAAGGUUUAGCUUCCCAGCUCUGGCAAUUGAUUUUUCAGAAGAGACCGCACGAAGCAGGAACACUUUUGGCCGAGAGAAGUUAUGUGCUUGAGAAAUUCUUUCAAGGAAAUCAAACCCGUAUAUUGCAAUGGUUUUCCAACUUCUCUAGUACUGGAUUAAGGCAUAAAAAAGGUGCCAAAGCGCUUUCCCAAUUCGCGUUUGUGCAUCGAAAUAUAUGUUGGGAGGAACUUGAGUGGAAGGGUAAACAUGGGCAAUCCCCUGCUGUGGUUGCAACCAAGCCACAUUACUUUCUCGAGCUGGAUAUCCUACGAACGGUGGAAAAUUUUCUUGAAAAUGUGCCUGACUUUUGGACUUCUAGAGAGUUUGCCGACUCGUUAAGAGAUGGUGAUAUUUUUUUCGUCGAGACGAAAUUCUUCGUAGAUUUUUUUGUGGGGUUGAUGUAUGAAGAGGAUUCAAGAGAUGUAUGGGAAGUCAUUAAUGAGUUUCUUAUGGAGGAGUCCUUCUCUGUUUUGUGUCAGCAUCUACUUAUCACGCUUGAAGAGCAGGAGUUCUGUGCUUUUCUUGAAUCGCUUUGUAAAUAUUUGAAUCGGAGAAUGGAACCGAAUGAUUUUGGGGACUCUUCUUGCCUGCUUGAGUUUGUGCUCUCUAAAUUCAGUGGUUAUGAAUCUAUUGAUCAGUUGCUUCUGUUGAAUGCGGUUAUUUAUCGAGGACGUCAACUUCUAAAGCUUUUGCAUGAUGAAGAAUCCCGGGAGGAACAGGCAAAAAUUCAUGAUAUUGUGUCUCAUAUCUGCUCAAUUUCAAGCAGUACUAACAGCUUUGUCCCUAUACUGAAUGAGUGCCUAAAGAUGAAAACCACAGGAGGAAUCAAGAUCUUGGGGCUGCAGUCAUGGGCCUUUCAUUAUGCAUUAUCAGAGAAAUGCCAGAGUCCAGAGGCCUGGGAAUCUUUAUUUUCAAAUAAUGGUAUAAGUUUCCGCAAAUCUGAUAGAUUCGAGCUACUGCGUGGUGAUGAAUUGUUGGAAGAAAAUGACUCUGAAAUGGAUGAUAGAGCAUCAACUAAAAGAAAGAGCAGGAAGAAAAAGAAAAGUAAAAAGAAAAGGAAAAGGAGCUCCGAUGAUGACGACAGCUAUGACCAUGGUCUGCUGGAUUCAGACACAUCAAAUAGUAAACUAGGUUUGCAAGCUAGGGAUGGGAGUUGGUUGCUCUCAACAGAUGGGUUUUCUGCAUCAUGGACUAACGCAGAUCUCCCGGAGCACCUCUCAAAGUUUUGCUUUUCCACGUGGAUGAAGUGGGCAUUUGCUAAGUGGAGGAACGUGGCUUAAUUUUGUGCGGCUUAGCUAUUAGCUAUUUCUCCUAGGGUAUUGUGUAGAGGUGCUGGGGAAGGAGGGGAGAUGUCUCCUUUCUUUAGGUUUCAUCUCUUUGAUAGCUGAUGAUUCACAUUCUUUCCAGGAGGUCAAGAAUUGACUCGGAGCAAAUCCAGAUGAAUGUCAAGCAUUUCUGCUUUUGAUGAAUAAACUAGGAGAUAUCAUGACUGCAUUUGGGCAUCUCAUUAGGCGUGGACUUGCUGCCAGACUAAGCUAUAAGUUUAAAAGUUUGCUAGAGAAACAUUCAUCUGCCAUCAGUAAUGCUGCAAGGUUUGAGCCUGAAGCUUUCUUGGCUAUUUUAAGCCCUUUAUUCGAAUGAAAAAUCAUUAUUCAAAGGUACACUUUUGAUAUUUUAAUUGCGCUGCCUUUUCUAGUACCCGAGCUUCAAGGUAUAGGACUUGAAAGUUGAAACUGAUCGAUGCAAUAUGGAUGAAUACUGAUUGUCGCCACUUGCAGGACUUGCUGAUCUGAGUUGCUGUGAUCAUGUCUUGGAGAAGAGAGUCUUCCCCUUUGAUACCCAUUUCGGGUUCUCCAAAGUUUUAUCAAAACCCAACCUUCUGUCAUGCAACAGAAUUGCAUCUCUUCCGACUACAUGCUUUCUAGGGUAACAUCACCCCAUUAUACCAGCAGCAUUCAAUUUCUUAGCUCGAUUGGGCUAAUCGUGGCCUGGUCCAAUCUCCAUCACGUGUAUAAGAUCAGUUUUUGGAAGCAAGACAAGACAGUAACUUUUUAAUUUUAUUUUUAAUUAUUAUUAACAUGAGCUUACAGGAGUUUCUCUUGCAUUUCCUUCCAAAUUGACAUGCAUGCAGUGGUCAAUCUAGAUGAACCAUGGCUCGGAAAUUGGGAUUGCAGGACUGAAACUUCGACUGCUGAUUAAUUCGCCAAAAAAUAACCCAAUUAUAACUAAUUACUUAUUUCUUCUCGUCUGUAAGAUGUUUAUUAUCGCACUAUAUAACCAUUGCUGUAAACUUAAAAG
Messenger RNA from Populus euphratica (Euphrates poplar), 2723 nucleotides. RefSeq lists its product as uncharacterized. The transcript has 3 exons. NCBI's taxonomy places the organism in Eukaryota, Viridiplantae, Streptophyta, Magnoliopsida, Malpighiales, Salicaceae. Bases 149 to 1705 code for a protein of 518 amino acids. The record is from RefSeq and is a predicted model, not a curated record.